Molecule: messenger RNA, 3552 nt
Organism: Dalotia coriaria
Lineage: Eukaryota; Metazoa; Arthropoda; Insecta; Coleoptera; Staphylinidae
Product: focadhesin
Exons: 7
Coding region: 94-3471 (1125 amino acids)
Biological process (GO): regulation of post-transcriptional gene silencing
Source: RefSeq, a predicted model, not a curated record
GCUUGUCAUAACCUUGAUUAUUUUCCUGCUAUUUUCUUUUUCCAGCGCGUUUUUAAAAAUUCCUUGUGCUAAAUAAAAAUUAAAAUUGUAAUAAUGGAAGAAUAUAAUUAUAAAUUCUCUCAAAACUGUUCGAUCUUAACGUUAAACGGUGUUUCGAGUCUAGUGACGAAAAUCCGAUCCUUGCAUAAAUCCACGAAUCAAAAUGAAUUCAAGAAGCAUUACAAAUACCUUCGUGAUCAAUGUAUAAGUCCAAAACAUUCAGUAGCAUCUAGUGCAAUGUUAGGAUUAAUUGAUUUAACUCAGGAGCCGGAUGAAGUUGUGCCUCUGCAUGCAGUAGUUAAAGAUAUUAUGAGUACUAUUCCAAAUGUUCAAAAUAUGUCUGGUGUAAUUGAUCUAAUAUUUCAUGCAUUGUUUAAACAGAAUAAAACUAUUACCUAUGAUAUUUUGAAGAAGCAGCAUCCUUUGAUUACUGUGAUUAAAAAAAAUCAAAGCUGUUGGCCUCAUAUUCUUAGUAGGAUUGAAGAGAAAUUCAAAACAGAAUCAAAGAGUAAAGUUUUGCAAAAAUUGCAACCUUUUGCAUUGUUUGUUCUGUAUGAUUAUGACCAAAAGUUAGACCAAGUACUGCAGCUAGAACUAUUGAAACUGUACAAACAACAUUUGGAUGUAAUUUCCAAACAGAAAAUAAUUGUGUUAAAUAAGAUUCACAACGCCAGAUCAUUGAGAUACUGUAAAGUUUUAUUACCUGAAGUGCCACAGAUGAUAUCAUAUGUUAUUUUAUCUAUUCACGAAUCCUUGCAAAAUGACGAAGAUGCAGCUGAAGCGAUCUGGAUUUUGCACCAGCAUUUGAGAAAUAGUUCAUCGCGUGAUUAUUCCCUGGAAAUAGUGAUGUUAGCUGAUUGCCUUCCAAUUGCUCCAAUUACAUCAAUGGAUACAUUGUGUGAAUGCAUAAAUUUAAUGUUUGCAACCCAACAAUAUCCGACACUGGUAACAAACGUUCUAAAAAGCUGCUUACUUAUUUGGAAAAUGCACUUUGCCACCACCCCAAUACUCAGCGAAAAAGUGAGCGGUAAAAUUGACGAAGUUCUUUCGCGCCAAUUUGAACAUAACGACAUCGAACCGUCUACCUUCGAAUACCUGGAUGAAAAGCCCUUUAUUUAUUCACACAUCCUCGCCAACGAAUAUAACAUGGACUUUCUGGACGCACUGUCAGAUGCUUCUCCACAAAUUCUUGAGAUGCAAUUCACCUUUCUUCUGGCAUUGCUUAACGAUGACAACGAAUCAGAAUUUACACUCAAAGUACUAAAAUUGUGCCUGAAAGCUUGCACAAUUCAAGUCCGGUACACAACUCGCAUGCUUCCAGUAUUACUGCAGAAGGUAUCCAAUUCAGUCCAACCAGAUCUUCAUUUGGAGUGUCUGAGAGCUGUGGCCAAAAUGGGAGUAUUAAAAGAAAAUAUCUCAACUAUCGUGAUGGCAAUUAAGUCGAUCAGCGUGGUUUCAACACAGAUGCACGCAUUCGCUAUUUCGCUCAUGUUCGAUCUAGUCCUAACAGAUAAAAUUUGCUUUCCAUAUUUAGAGGAGCUAUUAGUUAAAGAUCCCGAAGAAAGAAACGAUGAAUUGAUUGUUACAAAGGCAUUUGUUACUAGAGAAUUAUGUCGACUAAUGUGUACAAAAAAUUUAGAGAACCAUCGUAAAGAAUUAGCCAGCAUCGUGUCUAAGACCCUGAUGAGAACAAUAGAGAAUAAUCUUGUGAUAAAAUUUUCAUUUGAAGCGUUAAAAUAUCUCUGUGUCGGUUUCGAUCCAUAUACAACAAUGCUGAAUAUUGUGCAGCGGUUUGAAAAUACAGAUAGCGAUGGUGUUAUAGCAGGAAUGUGCGGUAUUAUGGGGGAAGUUGCAAGUAUGCCAGAUAUAACCGAUCAAAAGUGCGAAGAGAUUGUCAAGAGGCUCUUUUCAUACACUGAAACGCAUCCAUCACAAAUGGUGCUCGAAGCGGUUUACACAAAUUUGAGUAAUUUUGGCAUUGAACAGCUUGCUAUUGGGUUCCCCACUGUUUACACGCAUAUAACCAAUGAUAAUUCAAUUCUGGGUAGUUUGGCAGGUGCAUGCUGGGUUAAUCUGUUACAAUUUGGGCCGAAAGCUGGUUUAAGAUCUGCGGCCAAUAUGCUGAUAAAAUUUAUUGACGUGGAUUUGAAGUCGUAUAAAAGGAGCAAUUAUGCAGUGGCGGACGGUCAAGGAGAACCAAUACACAUGAGUUUAACCAGAGAUAAUGUCCUUGCAGCAGUUGCGAAAUUCGUACGCAAAAAUGUUUCAAAACUUCACACCGUCGAUAGAGAUGUUUAUAUCGAAUGUUUACGUAUACUCAACACUAAGUAUGUUCUUCCCUUACCACCGAUGGAUUGGACGUUUUUGGCUGAAUUGAAAGAUAACAAGGAUAUGCUGGAGUAUGUUCUUACGAUCGCAGCAAGACAGUCGAGUGUCUCGGGAAGCGCUCGCCGUUUUAUGGAGAAUUACAUAAAACUACUUACAGAUCGAAAUGUGAUAAAUGAAGCAGUUAUGUAUGUGUAUAAGAAUUUGGACAUAUUGUGCAACACGAUACAGCCUGUUAUUAUGAAACCGUUCUUUAAGAAAACAAUCAAACUGGGAUGUUUAUUGAUGGAACACUCCCAUAAAGAAAUUGAUUUUAUUCUUGAAAAACUUGAAAUGAUCUUGAAAAGUCCGAAAUCGUCGGAUUCAAACAAAGCGGCGAUUGCAGAAGUCGUCAUAGCAUGUUUCGACGUUGCCGAGUUAGAAUCAGAUGUUUCUGAGAAAAUUUUACCGGUUGUGGGAGCCGUGCCUCGGCCAUAUUUGAACGAUUAUUCGCCGGUACAGUUUGAGACAGUCAAUGAUUCCAUUAUGUUCCGAUGUUUGUCUGUGCACUGCGUUUCAGCGGUAUCAGAAGAGAGAAGGCCUUUUAGUAUGCUUGAUCCUGUCAUUGAUUGUCGAAUUUUGAAGUCAUGCGUACAACCAGCAUUCAAAUUUGAAAUAAUCUGCUCUCGACUGACGCCCGUCUUUAUAAAACAUCAUGCACACCCUGGUUUACCGGCCUGGUUAAGUGAACUCACUAGCAAGAUUAACAUUGAGUUGGCUGAACGAAAAGACAUGCGAAAUGUGAUCUUUGCAAGUACGGUCUUCAUAAUUGCGGUGGUCGUGUCGUCAGGUUUUCACAUUUUCGUUGCGAAUGCUACAUCGUUAGAAGAAUUCAGUGCGGUGUUUCCAUUUGGGCUUGGAAGAUUAUUGAGGACUGCGCAUUUCGCCCAACAUGUAGCUCCGAUCUUAGAGAGCAUGUACGACUUUACGAUGAACCCGAACUACAAACGCAAUGUGCUGAGCGAGCAAAUCGCGCGCCGAUUUAAACAUGGGCUGCUUGUGAUGCGGUCGCACGAAGUCUUCAACGAGAAGUUCUGCUGGAUGAAGUACAUCGAGAUAAAUUUGUAGCGCUGGCUACAAAACAACUAUUGGGCCGGUGUUUAUUGUUGUGGUGAAGGUGCGGCGUAGAAUAAAGAAUGUGAACAACCA